Messenger RNA from Trichoderma citrinoviride, 576 nucleotides. RefSeq lists its product as hypothetical. The transcript is spliced from 3 exons. The record is from RefSeq and is a predicted model, not a curated record. NCBI's taxonomy places the organism in Eukaryota, Fungi, Ascomycota, Sordariomycetes, Hypocreales, Hypocreaceae. The coding region runs from base 1 to 576 and encodes 191 amino acids.
AUGACUUCCUCUAUCCAGGAGAUCAUUCUGGCUCCUUAUCUCUCCGAUCCUUCCUCUCCGGAGGGCCGCGAGGUCGUUCAAGGCGUGUACAACGCAGCCUCAACAUGGGGCUUCUUCCUACUGACCAACCCACCUAUGACGCAAAUCUUGUUCCGCUGCUUCAAGUACACUCCGUCAAAUGAAGCUAUGGAAGCGGAUCACCCAAAGCAAACCUUUGGAAAAGGCGAAUACACGGACUUUGGCUAUCUGAUUAUUCUACAGGUCGACUCGCCUGGUCUUCAGCGCCCAGCUCCCGGCUCGCCUCCCCGCUACUCGUUCCCCCUGCUCUUCGACUUCGCCUGGAACGCAAAGAUGCAGUGCAUCUCUCUCAACCAUCUGCCGCCGCUCACCGGGGACGAAGAGAAACUCGCUCACAAGCACUGGGCGAGCACGACUUUCCGACAGGUCGAGGGCACACGGGCGCAGGAUCUUGCCAGGAAAGUGCAGAAAGUGUUUCCAGAUCAGAAUCUGCCUGAUUUUGAGCCCAAUUCCGCCUUCGACGAGGUUCAAGAGGGUGACCAAAGUAUAGAACUGUGA